CGCGCAUUAUGGGUGAGCACGUGCAAAGGAUGAAGAUGGUUAGACAUAAUUCUACUCUGAGCUCCUGAAAGACAUUGUCAUUUUAAAAGAGAUGAGAGGACAGCACACAGAAGAAGAGGUUUUACAUGGCUUUACAUGAUUCACCACAAAAUGCAGGAGAAUUACACCAGAGGCCAACACCUGUUGAAGGUGCCACGUUCCUUUUGGAUACUGAUAUCAUAUUUGGAUUGACGAGUCACUAUCUGAAGAGAAAACAGAAGAUCGUUGAGAUAUCAGCAAGCAAUGAAUCAGUGCAGAGUCCAGCACUCAAUCCAAGGAAAAGGCUUCAUUCAGCAGAGGAAGUGCAAUGCGGCAACCGGCCAAACCCGGAGGGUGCCGGCUCAGUGUCCGUAACAGAGUUAAGCCAUUCCGAGAACAAGCAGGGGAGGGAAAGCCUGUGUCAGCGAUGUCAAAUCAUCAUGAACGAACUAAACAGGCAGGCGCUCGAGCUUGCUGAGCCAGGAACCCUAAAGGACCCAAGAAUUGCGGCCUUUCUCCUCGACAAGCUCCAGACUCUGGAAUGGCCUCCCAGGGGCUGUGGUGCCCAGAGCAGCUGUAAAGUGUGUGGAACCCCACUUCACCACCUGAGACGCCUGGCACUCCACUCUGCACUGGGGCUGGCAUUGGACGAUGUGCCUGACCUACAGCCUGGUCCCCUUUCUGGCUUGCUGCCACCACGUGUUGCAUCCCACAAUGUUAUUUCACCCCAUACUUCCUGGGAAUGGCCCACACAGGGCUCUCCAACUGCAAGUGGUCAACACCUCACUGGGCACCUCUGUGAUCCACUACCCAGGGAGAAACAGCAGGAGAUGCAUUUGAAUAAAGAUGAAGCAGCUAGAGUGGGUGGCAAACGAACCUGUUUGGCCACUGUCACACCUCUUCCUUUCCAUGCACAACAUUACCUGGAGGGAGUGUGGCAUGUGACAAGAUCUUCAGACCAUUUUCACACUUUGGGCCACACCUUAGAAAAGGACAGCUUGGUAUCAGAAGCCUCCAGAUCCAGCCAAGCUAGUGCUGUACACUCAGAAUCUUCAUCAGAACACAAACCAUCAAACCAAGACCAGCCAGCUAUCCUGCCUGUGCCCCAAACCAGCUCAGCAGUCUCAUUCUUCCUCAGGGCUGCCCAGAAGCUGAACCUUUCCAAACGAAAGAAGCCUCAGCCUCUGCCACCCUCCCCACCUGACCCAGAAGAGCCGUUCUUCUACACAGAUGGCUUCAGUGCUGCCCUGCAGCUCUCACCCCCACCUAUACCUCCGUGUCUCCUCAGAGCAGGGUCAAAGGUCAAGGAUAGCCCCGGGAUGGGAAAGGUGAAAGUAAUGGUGCGGAUAUGCCCUGCCAAAGGAUCCCGAGACACCUCAGAAUCCAUGUCCUUUAUGAAGGUAGACGCCCAUAAGAAGCAGCUGACACUUUGUGAGCCGCCCACUAACACACGCUCCGUCUCUGCCACCGCCCCGAAGAUGUUUACCUUUGAUGCUGUAUUUACACAAGAUGCUUCACAGGCGGAGGUGUGCUCGGGGACAGUUGCAGAGGUUAUCCAGUCUGUGGUCAAUGGGGCAGAUGGCUGCAUCUUCUGUUUUGGUCAAGCCAACCUUGGCAAAACCUAUACUAUGAUUGGCAGGGACAGUUCUACACAGUGCUUGGGCGUGUCCCCCUGUGCUAUCUCUUGGCUUUUCAAGCUCAUUGAGGAAAGGAAAGAGAAGGCCGGUACGCGAUUCUCAGUUCGAGUCUCUGCUGUGGAAAUCUGUGGCAGGGAGGAGCUAUUAAGAGACCUGCUGGCUGACUUUUCCACAGAGGCCUCCCAGGACAGCCAGAGCGCAGAAGUUGCCCUGAGAGAGGACCCAGUCUGCGGAUCCCAGCUGCAGAACCAGAGUGAGUUGCGGGCAUACUCUGCAGAGAGGGCGGCAUUUUUACUGGAUGCAGCUCUGGCAGCACGCAGCACUAACAGAUGUGACUGUAAAGAAGAAGACCGUCAGAAUUCUCACAUGCUCUUUACCCUGCACAUUUCUCAGUACCGUAUGGAGAAGAGCACCAAAGCAGGAAUGUCUAGUGGUCGGAGUCGUCUGCAUCUCUUGGACUUGGGCAGUUGUGAGUCUGAUUUGAGCCAAACACGAGAUGAAGGAAGAGGCCAGUGUUUGUCCUUGGGUGCCCUCGGAAAUGUCAUCCUAGCCUUGGCCAAUGGAGCAAAGCAUGUGCCAUACAGAGACAGCAAGCUCACCAUGCUGCUAAGGGAAUCGCUGGGCAACAUCAACUGCAGAACUACCAUGAUUGCCCACAUCUCUGACUCGCCAGCCAAUUAUGCCGAAUCUCUCACCACUGUGCAGCUUGCCUCCCGCAUACACCGCAUGAGGAAAAAGAAAUCCAAGUAUGCAUCCAGCUCCUCUGGAGGGGAGAGCUCCUGCGAAGAAGGACACAUCAGACGAAGUCCCUUUCACCCUCGUACUGUGGCUCUUGACCCAGACCAUCCUGCACUGCUUUCCAAUGACCCAGAUUACUCCUCCAGCUCUGAGCACUCAUGUGAUACAGUGAUCUAUGUGGGACCCGGUGGGGCCCCUAUCUCUGACCGCGAACUCAGCGACAAUGAAGGCCCCCCAGCAUUUGUUCCUAUCAUUCCCUCCCUAAACAAGAAGCGUGUAAAAGAAGGACCCAAGUCUGAUGGGGACCAUUUCAAAUGCAACACCUUUGCAGAGUUACAAGUACGGCUUGAGUGUAUUGAUGGCAGUGAGAGCUCAUCUGUUUUUACUAGCGAAGAAAAAGGCCAAGAGAUUGCCCCCAAAUCUGCAGCAGACAAAGUGGCAGAAGGGACUUCAGUGUUGGCCAGGACAGCCAAGUCCUCUCUACAAAAGCCUGUGCAGCUGCAACAUGGGGACACAUCUGAAGCCAACAAGACUCUGCAAGAUACUGAGCCUGUUGUGAGAGAAAAAGUACUCCUCAAUAAACGGCCUAUACAAAAAUCCAAUGCUUCUACCUCAUUGCAGAACAUCUCAAGAAACCCAGACUGUGGUUUAGCCACACAAACACCUCCACAGGGUAUGAGCCGGCAAGUCCUUAGACAGGGAGAACUAAGUGGCUCCCCAAUUCUUGACAGAGCCCAUCACCUUAGUAGAAGUCCUAUGGAGGUGAGCCACCUACGUGCUGGUCUAAGGAACAGGUGCUUUGAUAGAGAUGUUUUAAGGACUACAGUCACACUGCAACAGCCUGUGGAGCUUAAUGGAGAGGAUGAGCUUGUGUUUACUGUGGUCGAGGAGCUGCCUGCUGGUCUGGUUCCAGACAAUGGGCGACCCUCUAGCAUCAUGAGCUUUAACAGCGACUGCUCUUUGCAGGCUCUGGCAUCUGGCUCGCGUCCUGUUAGCAUUAUCAGUAGCAUCAAUGAUGAGUUUGAUGCUUACACAUCCCAGAUGAGCAGGUCCCAGCUGAAUCAAGCUGCUGCUUCAGAGUCACAAGAGGAGCUUACAGCUGGACGUACCACACAAGCACAAUCUUCAAUCAGGUCCUGGGCUUGCAUAACAAACAUUUGUACCCCAAGUAAUGAUGACACAAUUUCUGAAACAAGCCUCUCUUCAAAGGCUUUGCGCAGGGGACCAGACAGCAGCUCCAUGAUGGAUUUACCUGGUGGUUUACAUGUUGAGUCUUUCUCCCAACAAAGAACAAAUAGCUGUUCAGGUGGCAGUGGAAUUUGUUUCUCAGAACUAGACUAUGAUACUGCAACCGCUGACAAAUUGUCCAUAUCGAAGUGCCCUCUAUCUCAUGACAGUACCAAAGCAACCCUUGGUGGUCCAAAGUCACUAAGAUCUAAUAGACUUAUUACUUCACACUCUGCCCAGAUCUCAUACAUUUCUCCUUCUACUCUCCCCAGAAAAAGCACACAAAUUUCAUCCUCUAGUAGUAGCUAUAGCCAUGAUCUAAUAUGCCAAGGAAGUAGAACAGAUGAACAAUGGAUCCACACAAGUAGUGGGUUAGAUUCAGCUAGAAAUGCUGAGUUUAGCCCUGCUAGCAAGCCUCCGAAAAAUGGCAUGAGUGGCAUUCCAUCUAGAAAGACAAGUGGGAAUAGCAACAGUGUACCUCGCCCUCCAAAAAUGCAUACAUUGUCAACAGCUCAAAGGGUUGUGGAUGGUUGUGAAAAAUCCAUCAUUAAGAAAGGAGAUCUAAAUAAGAUGCCUCAGCUCAGGCGAGGAGCCACCACACUUGGCAUGGUGUCUGUGCCCCAUAGCUCCUCUGAGACAAAAUGGGGUAAUGCCUCACAAACAACUGGAAGCUUGAAAUUCUCAUCUUUAGGAAAAAGAGCUAAUGGACAUAAGGGUAGUAUGCUCCCUAAGUCUGGAAGCAUGUCACCCCCUGCUCCACCUGUCAGAAAGUCUAGCCUGGACCAGAAAACACGUAUUAUGUUGUCUCCUAGUGCCUUAAAGUCUGUGGGUAAUGAUGGAACAAGAUCCUCUUCCCCCAGAUCAUCAGUUUCCGAGGAAAACUUUGAUGUUCGAGUUAGGGGGGAAUCCUUUAGCUUUAAAUCAUCUAGUCUGAGGACGGCUUCUAGUCUCAGAUCACAUAGUGGUAAAGAAGACAAUGAAAGGCAUUUUGGUAGUCUCGUAUCCCUUGAAAGGUGUGACAGUUUAACGUCAGUAGGUUCAAAACCAGGAACAUCAAGAGAGAACAGUAACGUCAGUAUCAGCAGUACUGGCAAAUCUGGUAAAAUGGUACCAAAACUUGGGACUCCCAGUUCCAUAUCAAUACCUGCUACCACUUCUCUUCCAUCUACCACUGGAAUUAGUAAGCUUGGACAGCUAAAAGCCAGUAUAACUCCUAGAGCCAUUGUUGGGAAUGGCAACAAAGCAAAGGCUUUGUCGAUUACUGGUUCAAAGUCUCUUAGCUCAUCCACCAAGAUCCUUGCCGUCUCAGCUGCACGGAACACCAGUCUACCUCCAACUGGAAAAGCCCCAACUCGCUCAGUCACAGGCUCCAAUGGUAAACCAGGGAGGGGCACUAUUAUGGGCACAAAGCAAGCAAUUCGUGCAGCCAAUAGUCGGGUCAGCGAAUUAGCAGUUGGUAGCUCCAAGAAACACCUCAGGGGUUCUGACCCAGCAGAUGGCAACAAUAAUGCCAGAACAGCCAGCGAGAAACCUCUGGCUGCUCCUCUGCCCUCUCCGUACAGUAAGAUCACUGCCCCUCGCCAUCCUCAACGCUACAGUAGCGGCCAUGGAAGUGACAAUAGCAGUGUACUUAGUGGUGAACUGCCGCCAGCCAUGGGCCGCACUGCACUUUUUUAUCACAGUGGAGGCAGUAGUGGCUAUGAGAGCAUGAUCAGGGACAGUGAAACCACAGGCAGUGCAUCAUCUGCUCAUGACUCAAUGAGUGAGAGUGGAGUAUCCACGUCCAGCCGAACAAAGGCCUCAAAAUCUCCAAAAAAGAGAUCCAAUGGCCUACAGCGACGGCGACUGAUUCCGGCUCCCCUGCCAGACACCUCUUCCCUAGGCAGGAAGGUUGGUGCCGCAGGCCAGUGGGUGGAUCUUCCUCCACUGGGGGGGACUAUGAAGGAGCCCUUUGAGAUCAAAGUGUACGAGAUUGAUGAUGUUGAACGCUUUCAGAGACGCAAAGAAGGACUGACAGAGGGUUUGCAGUACUUCAGCACCCGCCUUAGGAUGCUGGAGAAGAGGCAGCAGCAGAUCAGGGAGCUAAGGGUCAAGCACGACAAGCUGAAAAAGGAGUUGGAGGAUGCCAAGACUCGUCUCAUGAUGGACCCCAGCAAGUGGAUGGGAGAAUUUGAUGUGGACCCAGAUCUGGACCAGGAGUCACUGGAUUAUAUAGAGGCUUUGGCCCAGGCCACAGGAGAGCUAGAAUUUUGUGUCAAUCUAUGCAAGUCUCGAGUGAUGAUGGAGACCUGCUUCGACAUUGCGGUGCCCAUAAUCCCAGGACAAAGUGGACAACUGGAGAUGGAGGUCUGAGAGAUAAAACAUUGUGUGACUUGUGAUUAAAUUAAUCAUAUAACAAGCUAGCUUGCAGAUAAUUGUUGGGUAAGCUUGUAUUGAAGAAAAAAUGAGACUUUUGAAGAGUGUGGAGGAGUUAUCUUGUUUUGUGGGGUUGCCUGUUUUAGCAAUGCAACAAAUGAAGGAUUUGAAACAGUUAGCCAGGUCAGAAGCUCCCUAAAAUACUGAGAGAGAAAAAGAAACAGAGAAAAUAAAAUUGAAGCAUUGUCCUGAGAUAUUUUUUAAUGUUACCAGAAAGUGCCUUAAACUGAAAGAAUCCCAAGAAUUGUCUUUGAUUUUGAUUGGUGCUAGUAUUUAAACCAACUUUCCCAAGUAAACUACAGUUAUGUUCCCUUUGAGAAACAAAAGUAUUUUGCAUCGUAUUGCAGUGUAUAGUGUAUUUAUGAUCUAAAGUGUGUAAAAAAAUAUAUAGUUUUUAGUAUUAAACAAAAAAGUUACAAAUAAAAAUGUUUCAACUCCCUAAAUUAUUGCCUUUUAUAAACUCUAAAUAACCACAACAAUUAAAACUUGUUAACAUGCAAUGUUUCUUCAGCAUCAUACAAAAACCUCAAGGGACCCCUUGAUUUAUUUUGAAGCCAUGCUUGUCCCCAGUUGAUGAGAUGUCACUUGAUUGGAUAAAGAUGCUGAAGCUGUGCCACUGUCAUCUGAUUAAUUUAAUUACAGUUGUUUCUCUGCAUUAUGAAAGGACUGCAGACGACAUGACAUUCUUCCUGGAUACAGAUUGUUUAGAUGAUUGGUGCAGCUGGUGACCGAUCAUAAAUUAGAGCUUGUCUCAAACACUUCUCAGGACAUCUGACUGAAGUGUGUUUGUACGGAUUCAUGUCAGUGUGUGCGUGUGUGUACUGUAUGUAUCUAAAUGCAUCAGAAUGAUAUGUAUGCAUGUGUCUGUUCUUCACUAAUCAUGCAACAUCCAGCAUCUUUUAAUGUGGUAAAUAAUUCCAUUGUAUCUACCUGAACUUUAAAAGAUAAUGCCUUUCUUCUCUUUGAACAUGAACUUCAAAAUGUUAAAAUAUACAAACCGCUAUUAUCUGUUGACAUCUUCACUGCACAGGACUUUCUCCAUACUUAGUCCACUGAUUUAUCUUCAGUCUCUGAUGUGAAUGAUUUUUGUCACGCUAAUCCUUAAAGAGUGUCUCUUGAAAGAAGUGUGACUGCUGUUUCUUAUAUAGAAAUGAAGAAGAAACAAAAAGAAAAGAGAUUAUUUGGUUUUCAAAGAAUUUGUUUGAAUUUAUUUUACAUUUGACAAUUACAUUUUAUGUUUUUGAAUGAUUCUUUAUUUAAAAGUGAAAAAAUACUUCUUUUCAAGUUGCUGCAUGAGAUCUUUAAUUAUUCUGUCAAAAUAAUUUAAUGUUUCUCUUUCUUUUAUAACUUAUUCUGUGAUUGCUACUAAUAAUUUAAAUUUAACAGAUUUGCCAAGCAUUUUAAACUUUUACUAUUUAAAAUAUAUGACAUUUUCUCAGUGUUUCAGCUUUGUAUUGUACAGUUUUUUAAUCCUUUUUUAAAAACCAUGUAUA
Messenger RNA from Myxocyprinus asiaticus (Chinese sucker), 7528 nucleotides. It is a transcript of the gene kif26aa, whose product is annotated as kinesin family member 26Aa. Bases 126 to 5972 code for a protein of 1948 amino acids. NCBI's taxonomy places the organism in Eukaryota, Metazoa, Chordata, Actinopteri, Cypriniformes, Catostomidae. Gene Ontology annotation, molecular function: microtubule motor activity; ATP binding; microtubule binding. The record is from RefSeq and is a predicted model, not a curated record. Gene Ontology annotation, biological process: microtubule-based movement. The transcript is spliced from 16 exons.